Melampsora larici-populina 98AG31 is the source of this 564-nucleotide messenger RNA. RefSeq lists its product as uncharacterized. Bases 1 to 564 code for a protein of 187 amino acids. NCBI's taxonomy places the organism in Eukaryota, Fungi, Basidiomycota, Pucciniomycetes, Pucciniales, Melampsoraceae. The transcript has 5 exons. Gene Ontology annotation, molecular function: acyltransferase activity, transferring groups other than amino-acyl groups. The record is from RefSeq and is a predicted model, not a curated record.
AUGCAUAAUACGGACUUAUCCAAUACUAAAGAAGAGGUACUUCAGCAUUCUUUGAUACUUGAAAGUUGUGCACACUUGUCUUCCAUCACCUUUUUAACUUCAAAGGAUGAAGAAAAGUUCGACAUCUGUAAACGCAUUCGAUUUGAGGUUUUUGUACAAGAGCAAGGGUUUAAAGCAGAAGAUGAAUUUGACGACCAUUCAAUUCCAGUAGGCACCUUACGUUUCACAACACAACCAAAGAUCAAAUUAUCCAGAAUUGCAAUCUUGAAGUCUUAUAGAGGCAAAGGUUUAGGUUCAAAAUUUAUAAAGUUGAUGGAAGAUCAUUUUUUAAAAUCAGAUUCAAAUCAAUUCAAAAUUUCAUUACAUUCACAAGUCCGAGCAAUCAAAUUUUAUGAGAAACUUGAUUUUGUUGCUUUUGGUGAAACUUUCUUGGUCCUUCAAGUUUUGUUGAAGAAAAAUUCAAACUUCAUGGGAUAUAUUGAUGUCAAAGCCCUGAGAUGGCAUAAACAGAAGAUGAAGUACAUGUUACAUUCCAUACAUGAGGACAACAGUUCUCAACAAUAG